AUGCCGACGCCAUCCAACUAUGAUCCUACUCUGGACUCCAACCAGGAGAUGAAUGCUUCAGACGUGAAGAGUGUGGCGAUCGACGAGCCGAACAAUCCGAACAAUCAGUUGAACGAAACGAAUUGCUCCAAUGCAGAUCUCCUAGCAGUCCUAGCAGAGAUCCGAAGGCUCAAUUCUCGGCUAGAAGCCGUGGAAGUGCAACUGGAGCGGGAGUUUUCUCUUGAGGAGGAGAGCAAUCAAGUGGUGGACUCGAGAGACAGCACCUGCGAGGCAGAGCCAAAAGAUGGCACAGGGGCAGUGAAUCCGGUGGUGGUGGUGUCCAGCGAGGCUAAGGAGAUACAGGAACCGGACCCCCACCCGCCUAGGAGGUUGUCACAGUCUUUUCGGAAGAAGAAGGAACGUUUCACACCCGUACGUUUCGAGGAGAGUGCCUGGAGCAUUCCUUUAGUCAUCGGGCUGGCCGAUGUUGGAUGGCUGGACACUGUGGGUGCCCUGAUCCUCGUCCUGGUCAACGUCGGCAUGCAGACUGCGUUUUCCAGCAUUCUGCUGUCCGAGCCGUUCAUGGGGGAGAGCUUCGACACGAACCUCGACAGCGCGAGGAUUUGGCGGAGGAGCGUGGCGCACGAUGAUGCUUACGUGGACCUUUCAGGCACGAGCCUGGUGUCGCGCGUAUGUGGUGCUGACGGUGCGUUGAUCUUGUCCAACCAGCAGGCCGCAUUGGUGAAACAGAUCAACGCCUUCCUGGGCAUGGGCAAAGGAGACUUCACGCCCCAGAUGUUCCAGCCUGGCGUCCUGCUGUGCAUCCUUUGCAUCCUUCUGUGGACUCUGUGUGUGUACAAGGAGAUCCGAUCUGUUUGGCUGUCGCUGGAGGCCACCUUGCAGAUCCCGAAGGCCCGGAGGACGGCUUUCGACAACCGGACGUUCCUGUGUCUCUCCUACGGCCGUUACUGCCUCCUCCUGUGCAGCUUUGCCGCUCGCGCGGCGAUCGCUGCUGUGCUACUCGUGGCUGGCACUCUGUGGCUAGCGAGGACAACAUCGAUUGAAGAGCUCAUGCUGAAUGCGGUUGCUCUCCACGCCAUCCUGGAUGUUGACGAGUUUCUGUUUGCCUGCUUAACCCCCAUCAAGAUGCAGCAUGUCAUUCAGAGUCUCGAGCCGAUACAGGUCAAGUACAGUCGCCGGCGCAGCCAGUGUGAGACCAUUGCCCAUUUCUCCCUGAUCUUGACAGCAGUGCUUUUGGCUUACUACAUACUAAUAGCACCCUUGCAAAGCACUAUGCUAGAGGUGAAGAUCGAAUUAUGUGGCGGCAACCAGUCCUUCGUGGUUUCGUACAAUCGCGAUACGCAGGUGACGCACGGGCUUGUGACAGCAAGCGCAAAGACUCGCGACGAUGGCCAGUAUUCGGUCAGUGAGCUUGCAGUCAUGAAGCACAUCGGCAUCUCAGCUGAGGCCGCACCAGGGUAUAUUCCAGAUUCUUAUCUAGCAACGGGCAACAUUUUUCACUCUCUUUUAGGCUCUUGGACGUUUUGGAAAUUGCUUUGGAGUCCCCAGGGUUUGUCGUAUGUCCCCUCCCUUGGUGCUCGUAGGGUUUUGCGAGGAAGCAGGAUUUGCUUUAGUGUCCCACCCAAAUGGGGUCAAGUAGGCUCACCCCAUAGCAGGUUUUCCUUCCUAUUUGUGCGAAAAGACCGUGCGAAAACCACGCAAAACUCACCCACGAAGCCCGACAACAUUGACCGGUCAGUUUCGUGA
Symbiodinium natans is the source of this 1746-nucleotide messenger RNA. The record is from the annotation of a GenBank genome assembly. NCBI's taxonomy places the organism in Eukaryota, Dinophyceae, Suessiales, Symbiodiniaceae.